Messenger RNA from Linum tenue, 928 nucleotides. NCBI's taxonomy places the organism in Eukaryota, Viridiplantae, Streptophyta, Magnoliopsida, Malpighiales, Linaceae. The record is from the annotation of a GenBank genome assembly.
GAAAUCGAUCUCAAUUCUCCAUUUUCCAUUCUUUCCCUUUGGCUGAUCUAGAAAGGAAACACAAAGAAAGAGAGAUUCUGGUAUAAAAAAAUGUCGUGGCAAACUUACGUUGACGAGCACCUCAUGUGCGACAUUGAGGGCAACCACCUCACUGCCGCUGCAAUCAUCGGCCAUGAUGGUAGCGUAUGGGCUCAGAGUGCCAACUUCCCUACGUGUAAACCAGAGGAGAUAACUUCCAUGAUGAAAGAUUUUGAUGAACCUGGAACCCUUGCCCCGACCGGAUUGCAUCUGGCUGGGACAAAGUACAUGGUCAUCCAAGGAGAGCCUGGAGCCGUGAUCCGUGGAAAGAAGGGCUCUGGGGGUGUGACUGUGAAGAAAACAGGGCAAGCACUAGUGUUUGGUCUGUAUGAUGAACCAGUAACUCCAGGGCAAUGCAAUAUGGUGGUGGAGAGGUUGGGAGAUUACCUUGCUGAUCAGGGCCUAUAAGCCUUCCUUUUCUAGAGAUGGUUUUUUGUGUGGGUUUAUUUAAUCUUUUAAUGGGAUUUUGAGAGACUAAAUCUGGCAGGCGAGCCAUUUUUGUGUGAAAUUUUAUACUGCUACUAGUACUACGGAUGGUUGCUGGACAAAUAACACCCUUAUGUUCUUGGGUGGUUUUUGCCCUUUCUAUUAGAUUCAUACUUCUUUGGGUUUUUUCUGAGCUUAUUUUUUCUAGAAUUCUCGUUUUGUUUAUUGCAUGGUUUGGUUUUUUUCAUGCUUGAAAAAAGAGAUUGGAUUUGUUGUAAAGGACAUGUUUGUAUGAUUUCUUUUUUGCAUUGGAAGAUGGGUGGAAGAUACUUAAUAUGAUGAAAUGUCACAUGGCAUUCAAAAGCUAAGAGUGUCAUAUAAUAAUAACCAGCAGCCGAUGGAAUGAUUUGGCUUAGAAAAAAAA